UUGUGUUUUAAUUCAGGAGGUUAUGACUUCCCAGCCAGUUAUGAAUUUAGAAUUGUUCGAAUAUUUCGUACUUACGAAACUCUAAUAAAUAAUCCAAACUUUUCUUAACAAUGCAAGAUUGUAGCCCGCAAAUUUCUGAUUAAAAUGAGACAUCCGUGAGCAGUACAUGUCCUUUCGUUGCAAAGUUAUAGAAUUUAUAAGAAAAGCCCUAAAUUGUUCUUUGUCAGCUCAAAGCUACGGAAAUAAUUAAUUUAGGGUUUUUAUUAUAAAUUCUACAACUUUGGAAAGAAAGGUCCAUGUAAUGCAGGCGGAUGUCUCAUUUUAAUCAGAAAUUUGAGGGUUACAAUCCUGUAUUGUUAAGAAAGGUUUGCAUUAUUUUUUAGAGCUUCUGAAAAGCUGGUUUUCUAUAAGACCGGAUUUUCGAAAGGCUAUGGGCAAUCUCCACGAUCAUAUUCGGGAUCAGCAUCGUAGAUAACCUAUAACCCACUACGUUUCGAUCAAAAAGAGAUUUAUCACUUCGCGAGAUUUCCUCAUAAGUAAGCUAUUGUCUUCUCCUAUCCAUCCGCAAUCUUUAUUCAUAUGUGCUGUGGACGUAUAUAUUCAGUGCUGGCACAUUAAACAUAUAUACUACUUCGUUUACCGAAAACGGACAUUGCAAAGAAUGAUAUGUUUGAUGAAUGCUGUAGAAAUUAUAAGAAUAAGAAUACUCAAUUACAAAAGAUACAUGAUUUCUAUAAUAAUUAUCGACCAUAUUUAGCAAUUAAAUGACAUACAAGAGAUUCGUUUCUCUAUCGUUUAUCGAAUAAAGGAUUUCGAACACACGACAUUGAUAUUAUUUUCAAUAUCGUUUUUUCAUAACAGAUUUAUAUAAACAAUUAUAUGAAUUAUAUUCUGAGAUCAAAUCAAAAGGUACUAAUGACGGUAUUAUUACUGUUUUUUGUGCUCAGAGACCACAGCCUACAUUUCUAACAUUGGGACUGAUUUUAGUAAAAAUGGGCGAAUAUAAAAUAGCCGAAAAAUAUUAUAAACAUCUUAUAGACGAAUUAUCAUCCGAUCAUCGCGAUCUCGCAAUGAUUUAUAAUAAUAUGGGUGAAAUGUUUCCAUUACAAGGUGAUGAUAAAGCAGCUGAGUCUCAGUGA
Molecule: messenger RNA, 1139 nt
Organism: Didymodactylos carnosus
Lineage: Eukaryota; Metazoa; Rotifera; Eurotatoria; Philodinida; Philodinidae
Source: the annotation of a GenBank genome assembly